AUGCUAUGAACUUUGUUGUUACUCCGAUUGUUGGAGUGAUUUCUCCUGAGCACUUUCAGGAGUCCGAACCCUGGUAUACCUACACGACAAUGAAGAGAAUUCAUUCAUUCUGUUGGAAGGGUCAUUCAUAUACACAUUUCUUUUCCUUGAUUAAUUGAUGUGUACUGCCGCAGAUUAUUACGCAAGCGUACAGAGUAAAAGGACAAACGGGUUUGCUUGCCUGGUGACAAGCAUUUGCAGUACAAACGAAAACCAAAGGGAGUGCCCAAAACCCAACACAAGUAGCCAAAGCACAUGUGGGGUCGAGGUCAAAUUACAUAUGUACGUUUGGGCGAGGGUUCUGGGUGCUGGCCUUAACCUAAAAAUUAUGGGAGUUGGUGCUACUAUCGCCUUGUAUCGUAGUAUAUUUACUAAUUUACUUAUAUGGCGGAAAAAUGCAAAAUUAAAACUGGUCUUUAUUGCAGAUGCUUGCCAGCCACUACCAGAGAACAAACCAACAUAAUUAAUUUGACAUACAAUACAAAUAGCCUAAUUAUAUACUUGGCACUUUGGGGUGGAGAGCAUUGAGUGCAUAUUAUGCGAAUACGCCGUACUAUUGCCCUUGAACGCACUCGCCGCCUAUGGGUGUAUCGUCGCGCAGCAGAUGCAUAUACCUACUGUUCCGGUAUGCAUAUGUACGCAGCAGAAAAGUUACCGCACAACUUGUAUGGUUACAGACAUAUACGACGCGGUGUGACAAAAAACACACCACUACCAGUAAGCACUAUAUUGGCAUUUUGGUGUCAUAUGUUACUGUAGACAAAAAUCUACUGCAUAGACUUUUGUUUCCAUUGCUACUUGCUAACAUUUGUGCCGCAAACGUAAUUAACCACAAGUUGGACUUCAUUUGACUUGUACAAUUUCGACGUACUUGCUAUGAUAAAGCUAUAUCUGUUCGAAAGCCGGCUCGAUAUUACUUUCAUUUAUUACUGGAAGCAGCGCUAUUUUAUAAACCUGUUCAUAUUAGUUGUGUAACUGAAAGCAUUCUAAUCAUGGAACGUGACAUCUUCAUUCAAUCAUUAACAAAAGCUUACGAAAAAAGUAGUUUCUCGACAAACCUAAGUAUUAACCUUAAUUUGAACAUUUAUUAUAUUAUUUAAUGUACAAGUUUACUCUAUUCUUAAUAGAGAGAAAAAUAGAAAUGUUUGUUGUUUGUCUAUA
This is a messenger RNA of Rhagoletis zephyria (snowberry fruit fly), 1200 nucleotides long. RefSeq lists its product as uncharacterized. Lineage: Eukaryota; Metazoa; Arthropoda; Insecta; Diptera; Tephritidae. The record is from RefSeq and is a predicted model, not a curated record.